This is a messenger RNA of Rubroshorea leprosula, 1281 nucleotides long. The record is from the annotation of a GenBank genome assembly. NCBI's taxonomy places the organism in Eukaryota, Viridiplantae, Streptophyta, Magnoliopsida, Malvales, Dipterocarpaceae.
AUAUGGAAUAAAACUCAUUCAAGAAACAAACGUCACAGUGCUGUAGUUUCUUGCAACUUGGGCGAAUUGCUAUCCAGUUACCAAGAAGAUGCCUUUUGUAAGUCCAUGAAGACUUCAACAAUAUCAAGAACCAAACUCAAAAAAAAAAAAUCAAGGUUCAGUGUAGCAGGGGGGCCAACUUCUGUACAGGAAGCAAGACCGUGAAUCUUUCAACUAACGAGAUAUGGAGCAGGUGAAGGAAUCAGCGAAAGAAGAAAGAGAUGUGAUACUGAUUGCUUGUAGAGCCAUGGCUGGUGUUUCGCCUGUGGCAGUUAAUUCGCAGGCUCAGCAUCCAUUUCCAACCCCAUCACCGUUCUCUUUCUCUGUCGCCUCCACGAGGUCCCGGUGGAACACCAGACCUUCCAUUCAUCUUUCAAUUCUCUGUCUCAGUUUUUUGGGGCUUCUCUUCUCCUUUGUCUCAGCUCUUUCACUGGCUGCUGCAUCACCAGGGAAGAAAGGCGAAAAUUCAUCUAGCUUCACCAAGUACCCUGAACUAUUGUACUGCUUCAUUGUGGCCUUGUUGGCCUUCAGUUACUCAGCUUUCCAACUGUUUAAAGGUAUCUGUGAUAUUGCACAUAGAGGCAUGCUCAUCUCAGAUAAGGUCUCUGACUACCUUAGUUUCAUCCUUGACCAGGUGGUGGGUUACCUUCUUGUCUCAUCUUCUUCAAUAGCAAUUACAGUGGUUCGGCGGCUGGAAAUAACUCCAGCACUAUGGAAAGGAACUAUCAUAUCAACUAGCAUGUCCUUUGCAACUUUCCUUGUUAUGGCUACAUGUGCUCUGUUAUCUGGCUACAAGCUCUGCAAGAGAAUCAUCUGGUGACACCUCAUGAAUUGCUGGUAUAAAAAUGUUGUAUUCAUGUCUAUAUACUGUGAAACAGCUAUGCUAAUAGAUGACAUCUUGUGAUCACUAUCAUUGUAAGACCUAAGUUCCAUUUACUAAAUGAUUGUAGCUAUAAACAUAAGAUCAAUAUAUGAUUGUACUUCCAUGCAACUCCAAAGUAACUGGUUUUGGGGUUGUGAUGUGUCCUAUCCCUGUACCUUUUACCUUGUUUUAAAAAAAUUAACCCCCUUAAGUGGGUUCCCUCCCCGAUUGUGGGGCAUUUGUCCCACAUCGACUCUGUGUGUGCGUUUAAAUGGUAUAUAUGGAAUUUCAUGCAACUCUAAAGUAACUAGUUUUGGAGUUGUAAUGUGUCAUGUUCCUGUACCUUCUAUCUUGUUUCGGAAUAUAUGAUUGUACUUUGG